AUGCAGUCACCCAAGUUCGUAUUGUGUCUCAUAGCCAAGUUCUGGAAUGCCAAGAUUGUUCUGACAGGUAACCCGGCCUACCAACUGGGUCAUUCGUCUCCGAAGUGGAUGGUCAUCACGCGCAACUUGGAGUUGCUUAAUUCAGCCAAGGUGUCCCAGUUGCCAAACAGAUCGUACUACCGAUACAUGAACGUCCAGCGGUUCGAUACCGGCGACCGAAUCAACGAAUUGGUAGCUAAACUGAUGGGAAUACGUGCCAGGUUAUCCGAAAACACCGUCAUCUCGGCCAGUUACCAGGAGUUCCAGAUCAAGAGUAUGCUCAAACAGGACUUCCCGAAAGUCCUUAUCAAACGCUCGGAGGGGAUUCAGCUAUUCUACGACUCUCGGGAUUCGCACAUGAAUUAUCUUAUAUCGGCGCAACGUUCGUGCCCGUACAGCGUGUGUACGAAAUGUGGUAGAUUCUACAUUGAACCCACGGAAGAUGACAGCAGGCCCCGACUCACCGAGUCCCGGAGAGCCAGGUUACGCCUCAACUGCAAUUGUUCGGGCAUGAAUAUUAUCCAGCAAGUCCGAGAUGAACGUCCGGAAGACAAAGUUAUCUCCAGGGCCAACAAGGCGUGCCCAGCAUUCAAUAUUGCUAAAGACAUG
This is a messenger RNA of Sphaeroforma arctica JP610, 648 nucleotides long. RefSeq lists its product as hypothetical. The record is from RefSeq and is a predicted model, not a curated record. The annotation marks the transcript as partial. The transcript has a single exon. NCBI's taxonomy places the organism in Eukaryota, Ichthyosporea, Ichthyophonida.